AUGGCUCAAAUAAUUGGUGAUUUAAAGGAUGCUUAUUGUGUAGCAAUUCUGAUAGAUGAAAGCACAGACAUUUCAGUGACAGGAAAGCUCAUUGUUUAUGUCAAAUUUGUUGACAAAGACUUUAAUGUGAGAUCACACUUUCUGGGAAAUUUUGACUUAGGUGAAAAGGGAGCAGAUGCUAUAACCCAGAAACUCCUUGCAAUUUUCAAUGAUAUUGGUGUUGAUGUGAAACAGAUUUUGUGUUUUGCAUCUGAUGGUGCCGGUGUUAUGACUGGAUCUAUAAAUGGUGUAGCAGCACAGCUUAGAAGAUCAUCCCCAUUUCUUAUCAACAUCCAUUGCGCUGCACAUAGACUUGCAUUAUGUACAAGCCUGUCUGCUGCCAAGAUUGACGUUAUGCAACAGUACAAAUCUACUCUCACAAGCCUGUACUAUUAUUUCAAGGGGUCAUCGGUUAGAAGCAGCAGACUAGCUAGGCUACAGGAACUGUUCAAUCAGCCUCAUAUCAAAGUAAGAGAAAUGCAUGAUAUAAGAUGGUUCAGCUUCUACAAGGUGUUGGAAGCUAUCUACAAAUCCUGGAACAGCCUGGUUGUAUAUUUUCAAUCAACUGAACUAUCAAGGGAUCCAAAAGCUACAGGUCUUUUGAAGUCAAUCACUAACUUCAAGUUUGCUGCGCUGACCUGGAGUCUUAUGGAUGUAAUACCAGUGAUAACUGAGCUUAAUUUGGUGAUGCAAAAAGACAGUUUGGAUGUUGCAUCACUGAAGCCAGUGGUUGCCAGUACAAUUGAUAAACUUCAGUACCUGAAAGAAAAUGAUGGACAUUACAGACAAGAGUUCCAGUCUCUGUUGACAGAUGAUAAUCACCUCUAUGGGCACGAACUGAAAUACAAGAAACAGCAGGAGGCAGUUGUGAAGUCAACCAUGACAACCUUUAUUAAGACACUGAUCGGAAAUCUUAACACAAGAUUCCCCCCUGAAAGUGUUACAGUGAUUUCAUCUUUUGAUGUGUUGGCAUUCAGGGACUUGUCAUUUGUUGCUGAAACAAAUCUUCAAAGUCAUGGUAAGGAGAAACUAGAUGUGUUGAUCUCUCAAUAUGGCAGCCCUAAGGGUGAUGUGCCCGCCCUCAUCGAUGCAGGGUCAGCUAAACAAGAAUUUGACCUGUUAAAACGCCUCCUGAUUCAGCAGAAGUAUCCAAGAGACAAAUUCCAUGAAUUAUGGAGAAUCAUUGAUGGCUGUCACAAGGACCUUUCCCCAAACCUUCUGAAGCUUGCCUGUAUUGGAUUAACUUUGCCAGUCCAGACAGCAAUUUGUGAACGUGGUUUCUCAAGUCAAAAUAUUAUAAAAACAUCACAUAGAAACAGACUGAGUGAGAAGGCACUCAAAGAGUUGAUGAUAAUAAGUAUUGAGGGCCCACCUGUUUCAACCUUUGAUGCCAGCAAGGCCCUUGAGGAAUUCAAAACCAAAAAGCAAAGGAGGAUCUUUCAAAGAUUUUCUUUCAAUAUGUAA
Molecule: messenger RNA, 1503 nt
Organism: Haliotis rubra (blacklip abalone)
Lineage: Eukaryota; Metazoa; Mollusca; Gastropoda; Lepetellida; Haliotidae
Product: zinc finger protein 862-like
Exons: 1
Coding region: 1-1503 (500 amino acids)
Molecular function (GO): protein dimerization activity
Source: RefSeq, a predicted model, not a curated record